AUCUGAUUCAAUGAGGAGUCAGUCCCCUUCUGUUUCCAAUCUCGCCAAUAUUUCAGACACCAACGUUAAAAAGGGGUUGAGAACCCAUUGAUUCACUUAAGCUCGACUUAAAUCUCGUGGUCGGGGUUCCCCAUUGAAUCUUUUUCAGGUGGGCAACCGGAAAUAGAUGGCGGGGCAUAAUGGCUUAUGUUAAUGCGACUUUUUUGUAAAUUAUUUUAUGCCUCGACCCAGUUUUGAAUCUGGAACCGGAUUGCAAUAUUUCGAGAGGAGGGGUAUUGAUAGGAUAAGUCACCAUGUCGGUGGAGGCUGAUUGAGGCUGUCAUCUAUCAAUGCCUGGAAAUGAAUGGAGGGGUUGAAAUCUAACGUGGGGUGAUUCGGGGUUGUGGAAAUUGUUGUAAGGAUUUUGGUUGAUGUUGGUUAGAUUCAUGGGGAUUUGUUUCAGUGAACACAGGAACGAGUCCAAGUUUACUCAGAAGACCCAACAAGUAGGAUAUGACUCUUCGGUAUCUCAACCUAACUUGGAUGAAACACCACGCGGUACUCCUUUGGUUACAAGGAAUAUCAAAGACCUCCGCCAAAAUCCUGGAUACAUCAAUGUCAACAUCUUUACCCACAGCGAGAUGAGGUUGGCCACAAAAAAUUUUAGGCCAGAUCUGAUUCUUGGUGAAGGUGGAUUUGGAAUUGUAUACAAAGGCGUCAUUGAUGACACUGUGAGGCCAGGUUACACAGCCACACAAGUUGCCAUUAAGGAGCUUAAUCCAGAAGGGUACCAAGGGGAUAGGGAAUGGCUGGCUGAAGUUAACUACUUAGGACAGUUCAGUCAUCCUAAUCUUGUGAGGCUAAUUGGGUAUUGUUGUGAGGAUGAACACCGCCAUUUGGUCUAUGAAUACAUGGCAAGUGGCAGCUUGGAAAAACAUCUUUUCCGCAGAGUGGGUCGUACGCUUACAUGGACAAGAAGAAUGAAGAUCGCCUUGGAUGCUGCAAAAGGACUUGCUUUUCUUCAUGAUGCUGAAAGGCCAAUCAUUUACCGUGACUUUAAGACAUCAAACAUUCUGUUGGAUGCGGAUUUUAAUGCGAAGCUUUCAGAUUUUGGCCUAGCAAAAGAAGGACCGAUGGGAGACCAAACCCACGUUUCAACACGAGUGAUGGGGACAUACGGAUAUGCCGCUCCUGAGUAUGUAAUGACUGGGCACUUAACGGCCCGAAGUGAUGUUUAUGGAUUUGGAGUAGUGCUACUCGAGAUGCUCAUUGGAAGGAGAGCAAUGGAUAAGAGCAGGCCCAGCCGAGAACAUAAUCUAGUUGAAUGGGCUCGACCACUCUUAAAUCAUAAUAAGAAACUUUUGAGGAUUGUUGACACUCGACUGGAAGGGCAGUACUCAAUUAAAACUGCAUUGAAGGUGGCACAUCUAGCAUAUCAAUGCCUUAGCCAGAACCCGAAAGGGAGACCUGUUAUGAGCCAGGUUGUUGAGAUCCUGGAGAGUCUUCAAACACCAGAACUCCAUGACCCCUUGCUUCAAAGAGGAGAUAGAGUUGUAACUCUUUAUGAGGCUCCAAAGGGAACCUCUGGAACUCAUGCUAAGAGGGAUAUAAAUGGGAAAGAUGGUGAAGUUAGGAGAGGGAGCAACCAGAGAAAUGAAAGGAGACACAGUGAGGCUACGAGUGAUCAUGAUCCUUAAAGCCCACCUCCAAGUUUUGUGUCUCAGAUAAGUAAAGUUAUGCAAGAAGUUAAACCUUUAACCAGAAAAUGGGUGGAGGUUGAAACUGUACAAGAUAUAUAUCAACCCGUCUACCCAUUAGGUGUUUUGUAAGAUUCUUGCCCGUUUUGCAAAAUUUGAACUGAUUACUUUGUAAUUCGUUCUGUAAUAUUCUAUUUUAUGAUAUUCGAUUGUAGCAUAGAUUCAGAGAAAGCCUCUGAUGGUAUUUUGUAAAACAAUGGUUAGAUUUUGAUCAUUUGAUGUACCAAAGCUUGUUUUCUUGGA
Messenger RNA from Argentina anserina (silverweed cinquefoil), 1979 nucleotides. RefSeq names its product probable serine/threonine-protein kinase PBL17. Lineage: Eukaryota; Viridiplantae; Streptophyta; Magnoliopsida; Rosales; Rosaceae. Gene Ontology annotation, biological process: protein phosphorylation. Gene Ontology annotation, molecular function: protein kinase activity; ATP binding. The record is from RefSeq and is a predicted model, not a curated record. Bases 411 to 1676 code for a protein of 421 amino acids. The transcript has 7 exons.